Molecule: messenger RNA, 1565 nt
Organism: Eurytemora carolleeae
Lineage: Eukaryota; Metazoa; Arthropoda; Copepoda; Calanoida; Temoridae
Gene: TTLL1B
Product: probable tubulin polyglutamylase TTLL1
Exons: 15
Coding region: 17-1219 (400 amino acids)
Biological process (GO): protein polyglutamylation; microtubule cytoskeleton organization
Cellular component (GO): cilium
Molecular function (GO): tubulin-glutamic acid ligase activity; metal ion binding; ATP binding
Source: RefSeq, a predicted model, not a curated record
AUAUAAAUAUAUAAGAAUGUCUACUGGAGCCCAGGUAUCCUAUUGUGUUGAUAUGGAUAAAUCUGUUAUUCUAGGAAAUAUAGAAAAACGAGGUUGGGUGCCAGUCGGUCCUGAUGAUGAUUGGCAGUUUUACUGGGCGUCUACACAAACAUGUAGAAAUCUAUUUUCUGUAGACUCCGGAUAUAGAAUGAAUGAUUUCCAGAUGAUAAACCAUUUCCCAAACCAUUACGAGCUCACGAGGAAGGAUACAAUGGUGAAGAAUAUCAAGAGGUAUAGGAGGGACCUGGAGAGAGAAGGAAACCCCCUCGCGGAGAAAAGCCAAGAAGGUCGAUAUUUGUAUCUGGAUUUUAUACCAACCACCUUUAUCCUACCUGCAGACUACAAUAUGUUUGUAGAGGAGUACAGAAAGAACCCUAACUCUACCUGGAUAAUGAAACCCUGUGGGAAAUCUCAAGGUGCUGGAAUAUUUCUCAUCAAUAAGCUUUCCAAGCUUAAGAAAUGGUCCAGAGAAAGUCGAACUGUCUUCAAUCCAAACCUAAACAAGGAGACAUAUGUGAUUUCUAGGUAUAUAGACAACCCUCUCCUCUUGGGAGGAAAGAAAUUUGAUCUUAGGCUGUAUGUUCUUGUAACAUCCUUUAGACCUAUGAAGGUUUACUUUUACAAGCUGGGAUUCUGCAGGUUCUGUACUGUAAAGUAUGAUGAUAGUGCAAGGGAGAUGGAUAACCUAUUUGUACAUCUUACAAAUGUAGCAAUACAGAAACAAGGGGUGGAGUACAACACUGUACAUGGGGGUAAACUCAGUAUUGAGAACCUGAAAUUAUUUCUUGAAAUGUCUCGAGGGAAAGCUGCAACUGAUAAACUUUUUAAUGAGAUCAAUUGGUUGAUAGUACACAGUUUAAAGUCUGUUGCUCCUGUGAUGGUAUCAGACCGUCAUUGUUAUGAAUGCUACGGAUACGAUAUUAUUAUUGAUAAUGAUCUUAAACCUUGGCUUAUUGAGGUAAAUGCUUCCCCUAGCUUAAGUUCAACAACUUUGGCAGACAGAAUACUUAAAUACAGAUUAAUUAAUGAUUUAAUGAAUAUUGUUCUACCCCCGGAUGGAGUACCGGAUGUUAAAUGGAACAAGACUCCAAGUCCGGAUCAGCUAGGACAUUUUGUGUUACUGUUAGACGAAGAACUAGCAGCAAUGAACGAUCAGAAAUCCAAGAAACAGAAACAAUAAUGAAAUAUAAAAAUAGUGCAUAAAAGCUAUUCUCCUAGAAUGAUUUCGAGCACUUGUUCAGCCAUUAUUGUAAGCAUAAUGCUAGUUUUAUCAUGAAGAAUGCUCUGUUGAUCAGCUAUUAAUGUAAGCAUAAUGCUAGUUUAUCAUGAAGAAUGCUCUGUUGAUCAGCUAUUAAUGUAAGCAUAAUGCUAGUUUAUCAUGAAGAAUGCUCUGUUGAUCAGCUAUUAAUGUAAGCAUAAUGCUAGUUUUAUCAUGAAGAAUGCUUUGCCCAACUUUAAUAUAUGUAAAUGACUUACAUAAUGUAUUUAUAGUUGAAUUAUCUGUUUCAAUAUAACUACAGAAUAUA